This is a messenger RNA of Macrobrachium nipponense, 5136 nucleotides long. RefSeq lists its product as uncharacterized. Lineage: Eukaryota; Metazoa; Arthropoda; Malacostraca; Decapoda; Palaemonidae. The record is from RefSeq and is a predicted model, not a curated record. The transcript has 16 exons. Gene Ontology annotation, biological process: homophilic cell-cell adhesion; synapse organization. The coding region runs from base 249 to 3755 and encodes 1168 amino acids. Gene Ontology annotation, cellular component: plasma membrane; axon; neuronal cell body. Gene Ontology annotation, molecular function: axon guidance receptor activity; protein binding.
CACCAGGCCCUCCCUCCUGGGAAACGGACCUCGGGAGAGAAGUCGUGUCGGGGGCGACCCUGGACCUCUCCUGCAGCGCCGUCGGAGGCGCCCCUUCCCCCACACUAAGAAUCUACAAAGAGGACGAGGCGGUACCGACCCAGGUGGAGAAGAGAGGCAACGUGACCCGGGCGCGGAGCCUGAUCAAGAUCAGGGCGUCGGACAACGGGUCAAAGGUCACCUGCGAGGUGUCGAGCCCUGCCACCAGGAUGCCCCUGACCACCUCGGCCAGACUCUCCGUCCUGUUUGGCCCAUCAGAGACGAAAGGAUGGAUGGCUCCCUACCAGGUGGAGGAAGGUGCUCUCUUUAAUCUGUUCUGUGAGUCGUCAUCGAGCUUGCCCCCAUCGAACAUCACGUGGGACGUAGAGGGAAUGGUUGUCGCCGAGCCUAGUGUGGACUUCUACCCUGCAGUCUUUGGAGGAACAAGUACAAGGUCUCAGAAGCAGAUGAGAGCCUCCGCCGCCGAUGACGGCAGACUCGUCCGAUGCUCAGCCCACAACGGCAUAGGUCCUCCAGCCACCACGAAUUUCACUCUGCACGUCCUCCAUGCUCCGAUAUGGAUCAAGGAGCCUUCUCCACAGGUCAACGUCCAAGAGAAUUCCCACGUCGUCAUUCCCGCCCUUGCAAAGUCUAAUCCUGGACCACCAAGCUACAGAUGGCAGAGGGGGGAGGACUUACUGGGAGGACGGGACGAGUUGCAGCUGGAGAAAGUGAGACGCAGCCAGUCCGGAAACUAUUCGGUCAGCGCCACCAACGAGAGGGGCACCGUCAGCGCCUCCUUCUUCCUCAACGUCCAGUAUGGUCCGGAAGUGCUGCCGCCCAUAGACAGGGUGACGGUGGAGGGGGGAGGGAGUGUCAGCGUGAAGUGCAUCGCCAGAGCCAACCCGCCAGCCAGAGUGAUCUGGUCUCGAACGCCUCACUUCCAGAAGAGCAACAAGACGCAGAUCCUGAGUUCGGGAGUGGCCAAAGCGGAGCUGGUGCUUCGUCACAUCAAGCCAGAGGACACCGGCGUCUACUACUGCCAUGCCGCGAAUUUAGUCGGGUACUCGUUACCCGUCAAGACCAAAAUCAUUGUUUUGCAGGCGGUGACGGCCGUCGAUAAUGGAAACAGCAUCAGCUGGUCUUCGCCCGACGUGUACGGAGGUGGCGGCAGCACUUCGUUGGCAAGCGAUGGCAUGGCCCUGGGCGUCCCCGCGGGCGGCCUUGGGCGUCUGGAGUGUCUGGUGAAGGCGGCACCGCAGCCCACGUUUGUUUGGAGCGGGAGGGGCGGACUCAUCCUCUUCAAGAGCGACAAAUACUUCAUCCACGAACCGCAGCUGGUGGACGGGCUGGUCACGUGGAGGUCAGUGCUGGAGAUCCGGAGAGUGACCCAGGAAGACUUCGCGCAGUACAAAUGCUCCGCCUCCAACAAGCUCGGCUCCCAAACCAUUCCGUUGUCGCUGACGACGCCCUCCCACCCCCAGCAGCCGAGCAAUUUGAACGUCGCCAGGAUCAGCAGCUCUGCCGUGUCCCUGACCUGGACGCCGGACUUCUCAGGAGGUCAGCCCGAUGGAUAUACGGUCAAGUAUCGGCCUGCUGGGGACACGAGAUAUCAGUACGCCGAGGUUCCGGGAGGCCACGUUACCAAGAUGACAGUCGAAAAACUGCUUCCAGACACUGAGUAUUCCUUCACUGUGCAGGCAACGAAUCAUUUUGGCACUUCUCCUUACAGCCCUGUCAUUUAUGUACAUACACUGGAAGGCCCCUCAAAGGAACCGACAACGCUGAAGGAGGCGACUCAAAACGCAAGCAGCAGCAACAGCAGGUUUCCAGGUAACUGGACGCAGUCAGGAGUUCAAGGAAUGGGAGGGGACGGAGAAGGAGGAGGAGGAGGAGGAGGGGCCAGGACCUUGACCCACGCCAGGUCAGGCGUGCCACGCCUCAUCCUGCUCAUCAUGAUCCUCACUGGGACGGCUUUCCUCAUCAUCAACACCGCCAUCAUCGCCUGCUUCGUGCAGCGGAGGUCGCGCAACAGACGCCAGAGGAUGGUGUCAUCCGUCAAAUCGAGUGUGAUGGAUCUGGGAGAAGGAACUUCGGGGGACUCCGCAACCAGCCCAAACCACGGUGACGUUGUUCUGUCCCUGACCACCAGCUUUUCCAAAAGCUUCUCCAGGUCUCCCGUGUUUUGCCAGGAGGACCAACAGAAAACUGAGGAAACGGCCAAUUUCACCACCUUUUCCACUAUCAGUGCCCCGCCUCUGACGCCUCUCCUGAAUGGUGGUGUCAUCACUUCCGACACCACACUGCUCACCAUUGGCGCCAGUCGCCAACAAAACACUGCCUUCAAACAAAGGAGCAGUUUCCUCUCCAAGUCAUCAGCUGACGUUGUCGUGGACACCUUAUCAGCCACCUUCGCUAAAAAUGGCUCCGGUGGGACCAGAAGUCCUGAAAAGCCGGAGGAGAGGGUCGACUACAGCUCAGCAACAGUGAAUUAUUUUCCGACUGAGCUAGACGCGUGCUCCCAGAGUUCUAGUGUUUAUGACAAUGCGUCCUCUCCUCAUCUUUCGACCAAAAAUACUUCAGUUCGCUCGGAUUCUUCUUCACAGGAGGAAGAUGAUGAAGAUGACGACGACGAAGAGGAAGAGAAUGAGGAGGAGCAGGAGGAAGAAGAAGAAGAGGAGCAAGAUGAUCUCUUCUCCUUGCGUUCCAUCAGCAGCAAUACUUCAAGAACCUAUCGUCCUAGUCAUACGCGUCCUUUGGUCUCGAGUCUAGGCCUUAGAGAUGAGCUUCAUGUGAAAUGUCUUCCAUCUCCGGAAGUACAGCUCAAGGUUCCAACCACAGAUGAAGUUCAGCACAGGCUUCAAGAGCAUAUCCAGAAAGACCUAGACCUCCAUAAGAUGCAGCAGCGGCAGCAGCAGCAGCAACAGGCAGCAUUCGCCAAGUCUCAGGAAUACUCAAGAUUAAGCAACUCGGGUGUCAACAAUCAUCCUACUUCGGUCAAUUUUAAUGCGAGGUGUCAUCUUUCCUCUUUCGCACCAGGUUCCCCACCCCAGUACACCACACUGCAAGGGCUGCGUCUACCCGGCAAAGCUGCGCAGCCCAGAACACCAACUGCUCUCACGAAUGAAUACGAAUACGACUGGACAUUUCCUUUCAGUGGUGGGGGUUUCCCCGUGGGGGGGAAAUCGUCUCCUUUGUAUGAAGUCGUAGGUAUAAUUAGACCCCAAAAACCAGAGACUUUCCACCUUCUGGAGUCUCUGAGCUCUGUAAGUCCCGACGACGCUCCUACCUUGCCCGAUGCUCAGCGUAGAAUCUUACAGAAUGAAUUGACUCGACCUUCUGAAGCACGUAUCCAAACUUUACAUCUGCCCAAAUCCAGUGGAACAUCUUUAGGAACCAUAACUCCAGGAGGGUCGACCUACCGGCAGGAAAACAGCGGUUCCUCGGGCUACAGCAGUAGUACGCAAUCAAUAGUUCAAAAAAAUCCCGACGAUUAUUCACCGCAGAAACUGAUCAGCCCGCCGGUGUCCAACUCCCAGGCAGACACAGGCGUCCACCUAGUGGAGUUUCUACCUCACCCCAGACUGUUGCAGAAGCAGGUGUCGAGGGAAACGCCUCUGUGUGUCCUGGUGCCUCCGGCUGUGGAAUCCCGACAUCCCCAAAGUCACUCCAAAAGAGACUCGAGUACAGUGUCCGUAUGUAGGCGAAAUAGUCAAGAUGUUAAAGAAAACAGAUAGAGUAUGUUUAUACAUAGAUAUAUUGUUUCCCAUAUUUCCAUAUUUUAAAAUAUUUUCAAAUAUUUUAAAGAGACUUUUUAUCUUCAUUAGUGGUCAAAGAGGUCCUCAAGUUAGGUUUUCACUUUGUGAUGAUCAUUUCCAGAUAUAAAAAAUCUUCAUCGUUUCAGAUGUUGCACCAGCCACUCUCUUGUGAUUGAUGUGAGUUGAGGAGAUUUUAAAAUGGAUAAUAUAAUAUGUCAUACUUAAGAUAUUGUCUUGCAUUUAAGUUAAACCCCAACACUCCAUUAUGUCCUUGUUUCCUAUAUUUUGUAUGACAGUCUACGACUCGGACAAUAAAAGGCUUCUGUCUUCAAUUUGUUGACUAGAUUGCGAAAGUUUUAAGGAAAUAUCUUCAGUGCCAGAAUAGAGCAUCAGAGGCACAAUGAACAGGUGAAAGCCAACCUCUCGCAGCAAGAAUAAGUGACCUAAAUCAAAGAGCAGAGUCAUAGUGACAAUCUAAAUCGUUAAAAAUGGGAAAAAAAUAUUUUGUUUGAUAACUGAUAAACUGCUUUCACUACAUUUUCUUAACUUAAUCAGAAGAUGAAUAUAAUGGCUGGAACUGAGAUCUGAUUAUGAGAGAAACCCUGGACCCCUCUCCAUCCUUGAUGCUUAGAAGUCGAAGAAGAAAAUUUGUACAAUAACCAACAUUAAAAGAAAUUGUUCACCUUGCCUAAUCUCAAAAUGACCUUGCAACCAUCAGAGCAGCCCAGGUUCCCCCAGAGCAUAACGUGGUACCUAAUAAUUAUAGGAAUUAAGCAAAGAAGAUGAAAACUGCCAUUAUUUAAGUACCACAAGUAUAUUGUAAAAGCCAUAAAUCGGAGAGAACAAAAUACUGAAUUAUAAUUUGAAGGCUCACUUGCCAGCAAGCUGAUGGGACCAGUCACUGCGUGAACACCGUAACUUCAUGAAUCACUCUCGUGUGAAAGCGCCUGCAAAAUCAAAGAUUAGUGUAAUUUAGCUUAAUGAAAUAGCUAUGUUUUUUGUGACAAACUGCUUUUCCAACGUGAAUAGACAAGUAAAAUAAGCCCUUUAAGGGAUUACAAUUAUUAAAGAGGAAAUUACCCAGGAGGUCGCUGAAUAAAGUAUCUGUUUUAUACAUAUUAGGUUCAGGAUGCAAAAUCCAUGGCUCAGCAUCAGAAGAAAACAUAGAAUAAAUACUCUCAACCCAGUCGACAAUGAAGAGCUUAGAACCUUUUCUGGAGUUUUUGCAUUUUUCUCCAACUAAAUCCCAAUGCGCAGAAUGUACUACAAACACCACCCUACAUAGGCCCCGUCCACACGGCCGAGCUUUGCUCGACGAACUUUGUUCGAUGUGACGUCAGAAGCGGAGAAACCGCGGCAA